AUGGGGUGCUGUCCGCGCUUCCGACUGGGCGUGUGGAUGACCUUUUUCCUGAAUUUCUUCGCCUCUUUUGCUUACCACGUCAUGGCAGUUCUGUUGGUGCUAUAUGCCACCGACGAGUUCGGCUUCAGCGACAAGGAAGCAGGAACCUUGUACGGCUGGUGGGGCAUCCUGUCCUCCUUGUGGACGGGCCUUGGCGGGAUGUUCGCAAUUGAUGCGGUCGGCUCGAAGAGGAUGGCAGUCUUUGCCACGGUGGCCAUGUUCGUGACCCGUGCAAUGCUGGUGCUGGCAGAAAGCGCGGACACCUUCCAGUUGGCUCUACUCGUCUUUUCGCCGGUAGCGGAGGGCCUGCUGCUCCCGGUUUUUUUGGUGGCCCUGAAGCGGCUCACCACUGAGGAGGAACGGCCAAUGGCCUUCAGCCUCAACUAUGCCAUGCACAACGCAG
Molecule: messenger RNA, 442 nt
Organism: Symbiodinium necroappetens
Lineage: Eukaryota; Dinophyceae; Suessiales; Symbiodiniaceae
Source: the annotation of a GenBank genome assembly